UAAAUUCACUUAUUUAUUUAUAAGCUGAUAAAGAAAAUUGCAUCUAAGACGAUGAAGACAACUUUUUUGCUCAUGGUUCUUGUUUUUUUGAUAACUUGGCCUUGUUCGAGUGCUCAACCGAUCGAUCCUAACGCAUGUUGGCAGACAAUUAAACACCCACCACAUGAAUGUCUCGAGAGCAUAAAGGGCAUUGUACACGGACAUGUCCAUGAGAUCAAGAAAGAAUGUUGCGAAACCGUAAGCACAAUUUCUGAUUUGUGUUGGCCAAUCAUCUUCCCAAGCAUGCCUUACAUUCGUUUUCUAUUGAAGGGUAUCUGUACAGUCAAAUACUCAUUGCAUUGAAGUGCCAAUUUGAAGAGUAUUUUACUU
Arabidopsis lyrata subsp. lyrata is the source of this 369-nucleotide messenger RNA. RefSeq lists its product as uncharacterized. Gene Ontology annotation, biological process: regulation of double fertilization forming a zygote and endosperm; double fertilization forming a zygote and endosperm; regulation of protein localization to cell surface. Gene Ontology annotation, cellular component: extracellular region; vesicle. The record is from RefSeq and is a predicted model, not a curated record. The coding region runs from base 52 to 342 and encodes 96 amino acids. Lineage: Eukaryota; Viridiplantae; Streptophyta; Magnoliopsida; Brassicales; Brassicaceae. The transcript has a single exon.